Myxocyprinus asiaticus (Chinese sucker) is the source of this 10483-nucleotide messenger RNA. It is a transcript of the gene lrba, whose product is annotated as LPS responsive beige-like anchor protein. Lineage: Eukaryota; Metazoa; Chordata; Actinopteri; Cypriniformes; Catostomidae. The record is from RefSeq and is a predicted model, not a curated record. The coding region runs from base 481 to 9141 and encodes 2886 amino acids. Gene Ontology annotation, molecular function: protein kinase binding. Gene Ontology annotation, biological process: intracellular protein localization. The transcript is spliced from 56 exons. Gene Ontology annotation, cellular component: membrane; cytosol.
UCCACUGUCAUGGCGGAGACGGAGCGGAGCAGGAGCUGAUUCAGGAAGAGAUGGUGCUGUAAAGUGGGUUACCGUACAAACUUCACUCCAACAGUUACCACCGGGACCAAGAGGACUAUCUUCUCUUUGGAGGCACCCCUGAGGACCGAUGUCGGACUUGCCUUGCCUUGCCCUGCCUUAUAUUUUGUAGUUUUUGUGCGUCUUGCUCUUGUCGGUGCGUCUACCUGCGCGGAAUCUCUUUCAGCACCGCAGUUUCCUGUUUGACAAACACUCACAAAACCUUAAAUUACAUUAUUGACAGCGCGAGAAACUAACAGAUAAACUUGCUUUGAAUGGAGACAAGGACCUGUUCUGCACAGCUGUCAACUUAACUCGAGGAGAGCGUUAUUUCCAGUAUAUUUUCCCAUAGGUUCAACUCGGAUUGAACGGCGGUAGGGUUUAACAGGUGUCCCACCUGUUACCCUCUCACCUGACGGAGUCAUGGCGAACGCAGGUGAUAGCACCGUCGGGAUCCCUAUUAGAGGAAUCCGUAUGAAGUUCGCGGUGCUAGCAGGACUGCUAGAUGCUGGAGAAGUCUCCAAUCGGGAUGUCGUGGAGACGAUCUUCAAUCUGCUGGUUGGGGGGCAGUUUGACUUAGAGAUGAACUUCAUCAUCCAGGAGACGGAGAGCAUCCUCUGCAUGGUCGAGCUGCUAGAUAAGUGUGACUUCACCUGCCAGGCGGAGGUGUGGAGUAUGUUUACCGCCGUGCUGAAGAAGAGCUUGCGUAACCUGCAGGCCUGCACUGAGAUCAGCCUCAUUCAGCUGGUACUUCAGCGCAUAGACCAGGCCGACAACAUGAUCGCAGAUCUGAUGGUGGAAAUGCUGGGUGUGCUGGCCAGCUACAGUAUCACAGUGAAGGAACUGAAGUUGUUCUUCAGCAAACUGAAAGGAGAACAUGGGCAAUGGCCCCCCCAUGCUGUAAAGCUGCUGUCUGUAUUGAGGUCCAUGGCUCAAAGAAAUGGCCCAGAUUCCUUCUUCAGCUUCCCAGGGAAGAGUGCUGCGGCCAUUGCUCUACCGCCCAUUGCAAAGUGGCCAUACCAGAACGGCUUCACCUUUCACACCUGGCUGCGCCUGGACCCCAUCAAUAACAUCAAUGUUGACAAGGACAAGCCUUAUCUCUACUGCUUCCGUACCAGUAAAAGUCUGGGCUACUCAGCACACUUUGUGGGCGGUUGUCUGAUUGUGACCUCUCUAAAAUCCAAAGGCAAAGGCUUCCAGCACUGUGUGAAAUACGACUUUAAACCCCAGAAGUGGUAUAUGGUGACCAUAGUGCACAUCUAUAAUCGCUGGAAGAACAGUGAAAUUAGCUGCUAUGUCAAUGGAGAGUUGGCGUCAUAUGGAGAGAUCACAUGGUUUGUCAACACAAGUGAUACAUUCGACAAGUGUUUCCUGGGUUCAUCAGAGACGGCAGAUGCCAACCGCGUGUUUUGCGGUCAGAUGGGGGCGGUGUAUCUAUUCAGUGAAGCUCUAAGUGCUGCUCAGAUACUCGCCAUCUUUCAGCUGGGGCCUGGAUACAAGGGCACGUUCAAGCAUAAGGCCGAGAGUGACCUGCUGUUUGCAGAACAUCACAAGAUGCUGCUGUAUGAUGGCAAGCUGUCUGCCAGUAUUGCCUUCACCUAUAAUCCCAGAGCCACUGAUGCUCAGCUGUGUCUGGAGUCCUCCCCCAAGGACAACACCUCCAUCUUUGUGCACUCUCCACACGCCCUCAUGCUGCAGGACGUCAAAGCAGUGGUGACACACUCAGUUCAGAGUGCCAUCCACUCUAUAGGAGGAGUUCAGGUCCUCUUUCCCCUGUUUGCACAGCUGGAUUACCUCCAGCACACCGGCGACGAGCUGGACACCUCUGUCUGUUGCACACUACUGUCAUUUGUGAUGGAGCUGCUGAAGGGCUCUGUAGCUAUGCAAGAGCAGGUGCUGGCCUGCAAGGGCUUUCUUGUCAUCGGUUACGCACUGGAGAAGUCUUCCAAAGUACAUGUGACACGACCUGUUCUGGAUAUCAUCCUUGCCUUUGCCCGUUACCUCAGCAACCUUCCCACUGGCAUCUUGCCACUGAAACAGCUGUGUGACCAUGUCCUCUUCAACCCUACCAUCUGGAUUCACGCCCCAGCUAAGGUGCAGUUGGUUCUCUACACCUACUUGGCCACGGAAUUCAUCAGCACUGUCACCAUCUUCAACGCCAUCCGAAGAGUAGGAACCGUACUGCAGGUCAUGCACACGCUCAAGUAUUUCUACUGGGUUGUAAACCCAUUGGACCGCAGCGGAAUCACGCCCAAGGGUCUUGACGGACCGAGACCCAAUCAGAAGGAGAUUCAUUCUCUCCGAGCGUUCCUGCUGUUGUUUGUCAAACAACUCAUCAUGAAGGAUCAUGGCGUAAAGGAAGACGAACUACAGAGUAUUCUCAACUACCUGCUCACAAUGCAUGAGGAUGAUAAUCUGAUGGAUGUUCUCCAGCUUCUUGUGGCACUGAUGUCCGAGCAUCCCGGCUCAAUGGUGCAAGCCUUUGAUCAGCGAAAUGGAAUACGAGUCAUCUUUAAGGUACUGGCAUCUAAAAGUGAAGGGAUUCGUGUGCAGGCACUCAAAGUUUUGGGCUACUUUCUCAAAUAUCUGUCACCAAAGAGAAAGUCAGAGGUCAUGCUGGGUUACGGCCUGUUCUCUCUGCUCACUGAAAGACUGAUGCUCCACGCGAACCAGUUCACCAUCACAACAUACAACGUGCUCUUUGAGAUUCUUACGGAGCUGAUCUGUACUCAGGUCAUUCACAAACAGCACCCGGACCCCGACUCCUCUGUGAAGAUUCAAAACCCACAGGUCUUAAAGGUGAUUGCUGCUCUCCUGAAGAAUACUCGUGUAGGACCAGAGAGCAUGGAAGUGAGACGGAUCUUUCUCUCGGACAUGAUCAAACUUUUCAACAACAGCCGAGAGAACCGCAGGAGUCUGUUGCAGUGCUCGGUGUGGCAGGAAUGGAUGCUGUCUCUGUGCUUUAUAAACCCAAAGAACAGCGAGGAGCAGAAGAUCACCGAGAUGGUUUACGCCAUCUUUCGCAUCCUUCUCUAUCACGCCAUUAAGUACGAGUGGGGCGGCUGGCGCGUGUGGGUGGAUACACUCUCCAUCACACACUCCAAGGUCACCUUUGAGCAACACAAAGAAAAUCUGGCCCAAAUGUUCCAUGAGUACCAGCGUAUGGGUUCUGAGGGAGGGUCUGAAACCAGAAUCAGAUCAAUCUCUGGAGUAAGCCGGGAUUCUGAGCUCCUUGCUGAUGCCAGUGGUGAGCUGCAGACAGAAGAGACAGCUCCAUCUACUGUAAUUGAGCUACACGUGGAGGAGCAGGUUGCCGAUCAGCUUGGAGACAGUGAGGAGAGCAGGACCCAAGUCACUGUCACAGUGUCCAACAUACUGGCCAGAGAAGAGAAAGAAAGAAUCACAGACAGAGCUGCAGCUUCACUAGAGCCACAAGAAGGGGUUGAAGGUGAAGAGGACACAACAAAAGAACCAGGAAAGGAUAAUGAAAUGAGAAAUGUUGAAGAUAAUCUUAAAAUGGAUGCUAAAAUCAGUGAAGAACAUGAAACGAUUGGGGUUGAGACUGGCAUGAUGAAGGCUGAAAGGGAUUAUGGAAAGGACGUAGGGGAGGUUAAAGAGAAAAAUGAUGGAGCGGAUCUACAGACAUAUGUAACAGAUGAUGCAAUGGACACCAAAGUAGAAACUGAAGCUGUGAGGAUUUCAGAGGAAACAGAUGGUAAAACGAGUGAUACUGAAACUGAACAAAAUAGUCAAGUAGAAGAUAAGGAGAAAGAGGCUCUUAGCUCUGCCACUGAAGUUUCUUCUCCAGAAGCUACAAAGGAGACUGAGAUAGAUGAAACCAAUGAAGCUUCUGAGAUUUCGGCCCAACAGGAAAACAUCACGGUUGAAGCCUCUGUCACAAAUGAAGAACACACUGUGAAGGUCUGUGAUGACAGCUUGGAGGAGUCUUCUGCUGUUUCAACUUCAGCUAGAGAUGGUGAGAAGGAUAACGGUAGUGCUGAAAAUGAAAUCGAAGGAAAGAAGAAAGAGAUUACGCCAGAAACCAAUCAAGAGGAGAUGACACUGGAAAAAGACACAAGAAUAGAGAAGGACCUCUCUAUGGCAGAGGAAAGCAAUGAUGCGUCAGCCCCCAUGGUGGAGGUAGAUUUGAACACAGAGGGUCAGAUUGCAGAGCCAGGAGCCACAGUGAGUCAGCCUAGUGAGGCAGAAAAGACAGGGGAAGCCACGGUACGUCCUACAGAGGCGGCAGAGGUUAGCCCCAGCGUUGAGGCUAUCUCACAGAAUGCAGGGACCAACCAAGACACUCUGAAGGCAACAGGGACUGAGAGCUCAGCAAUUAAAACCAAAGAGAUUAAAAUUGCUAGACUGGAUGUGUCAAGUGUAGCCUCGGAUACAGAGAGAUUGGAGCUGAAGGAGACAUCAACAACAAACCUGAGCCAAAACCAAGCAGCUGCCUCGAGUUCUUCAGGUCAGGGCAACGAGAGCUCGUCUUCAGCACGGUCCACCAUGUUCCGCAUCCCAGAGUUCAAGUGGUCUCAUAUGCACCAGCGUCUUCUGACUGACCUUCUCUUCUCCAUAGAGACAGAUGUACAGAUGUGGAGAAGUCAUUCGACUAAGACCAUAAUGGACUUUGUGAACAGCAGUGAGAACGUGGUGUUUGUACACAACACCGUCCAUCUCAUCUCUCAGGUGGUGGACAACCUCAUCAUGGCCUGCGGAGGAAUCCUUCCUUUGCUCUCUGCAGCCACUUCCUCUACGCAUGAGCUGGAGAACAUUGAGGCGUCUCAAGGUUUGGCUGUGGAGGCAUCAGUGAUGUUCUUACAGAGGCUUAUCAAUCUAGUGGACGUGCUGAUCUUCGCCAGUUCACUCAACUUCACAGAAAUCGAGGCAGAGAAGAACAUGUCCUCUGGAGGAGUCCUAAGACAGUGCCUACGUUUGGUGUGUGCGAUGGCUGUGAGAAACUGUCUGGAAUGUCAGCACCGCACUUUAGGUGCGUCUGGUGCAGAGAGCAGCCGUGGACAGCAAAGCCUUCUGGGAGCCGCCAAGUCUAUACCAGCACAGAGUCCUGUGGAUAUUGUGACGGGAGGGAUGUCUCCUAUCAGAGAUUUAGACCGGCUACUGCAGGAUAUGGAUAUCAAUCGUCUCCGUGCUGUGGUGUUCAGAGACAUAGAGGAUAGUAAACAGGCUCAGUUCCUGGCCUUGGCAGUGGUCUACUUCAUUUCCGUGCUAAUGGUGUCCAAAUAUCGGGACAUCCUUGAGCCACACAAUGACAAAAAACACGUCCAGCGCACACAGUCAACCAGGAGCACAGAAAGUGUUCAGUCUGAUCUCGAGAACAGUUUGUCAUCCCACCGACGAGACUCUAUCAUGGAAGAUGAGAAGUCCUCCAUCAUCCUUAGUGGUGCUGACAUACGGACUGGGCCAGACGCUGUAUCUGAAGCCCUGUCCACUCUGUCCUCUGAAGUCAGGAGAGGUCAAGAGGUCUCUGAUAAAGACAGCAAAGGGAAAAACGUCAAUGUCAGGGAUAUUUUGAGAAGCCUCGUUAGUGCACCAUCUGAUGACAUCAUGGUGGACCCCAGCCUUUUACCGGCAGCCUUUUUAGGUGCAGUGGGCGAUGCCUCCCGUGAUCCAUCCGUCCAGUUCCAUUCCUUUGACAGGAGUGUCGUUGUUGCACCCAAGAAAGUGGGCACAGCUCCCUCACCAGGAAUGAGCACAGUCUCCGCCUCUGCAUCCGUCCCAUCAGCUACUGCUGCGUCCUCAGGUGGAACUCCAGUCAACAGUGUAUCAGUGGUGUCUGCAGAUGAUGCUGUCCAGAGCACGGAGUCUGCCACAGGAGGAACCUCCACCAGCACCAAUCUGCCAUCUGUCCCUUCUUUAUCCCCAAUGACCCAGAGCUCCGCCCCCAGCAUGAGUAUAUCUGAGAGGUUGGAACAUGCUCUGGAGAAGGCAGCUCCUUUACUCAGAGAGAUUUUCGUGGAUUUUGCACCGUUCCUCUCACGCACGCUGCUAGGCAGUCACGGGCAGGAGCUGCUUAUUGAGGGCACAAGUCUGGUGUGUAUGAAAUCCACCAGUUCUGUGGUUGAACUGGUCAUGUUGCUGUGUUCUCAGGAGUGGCAGAAUUCCAUCCAGAAGAACGCAGGCUUGGCUUUCAUAGAGCUUGUGAACGAGGGCAGGCUGCUGAGCCACACCAUGAAGGACCAUCUGGUGCGUGUAGCUAAUGAAGCCGAGUUCAUUCUGAGCCGCCAGAGAGCAGAGGACAUCCACAAACAUGCUGAGUUUGAGUCUCAAUGUGCUCAGUACGCCGCUGAGAAACGUGAUGAGGAGAAGAUGUGUGAUCACCUGAUAAGGGCAGCUAAGUACCGAGAUCACGUUACUGCCACCCAGCUCAUCCAGAAGAUUGUGAACAUCCUGACAGACAAGCAUGGGGCUUGGGGCUGCUCCGCCAUCAGCAGACUGCGGGAGUUCUGGCGCCUGGACUACUGGGAGGAUGACCUGAGGAGACGUCGGCGCUUCAUCAGGAACCCGUUUGGGUCCACACACUCUGAGGCCACGCUCAAGGCUGCUGCAGAGCAUGCUCCAGAGGAAGACGUGCUGAAGGGCAAACAGUCCAUCAGGAGUUCAGUGCUGGGGAACCAGAACUCGGAGAGUGAGCUGCUCCUGGAGGAUGAUGACACUCUCUCAUCUCUGGAGGAAAAAGAGCUGGAGAACCUCACAGGGCCUGUUAACCUGAGCACCAGCGCACAGCUGGUUGCACCCGCUGUCGUGAUAAAUGGCACACUGUCCAUCACGGCCCUGGAGUUAUAUUUUGAGGUGGAUGAGGAAGACCCGAGCUUUAAGAACAUUGAUCCCAAGAUCUUGGCAUACACUGAGGGUUUGCAUGGAAAAUGGCUGUUCACAGAGAUCAGAGCUGUUUUCUCUCGCCGAUAUCUGCUACAGAACACUGCGCUGGAGGUCUUUAUGGCCAACAGGACUGCAGUCAUGUUCAACUUCCCCGAUGCAGCUACAGUAAAGAAGGUCGUGCACUGUCUCCCCAGAGCUGGAGUCGGCACCAAUUUUGGCCUUCCUCAGACCAGACGGAUCUCUCUGGCCAGCCCUAAACAGCUCUACAAGGCCUCCAGCAUGACCCAGCGCUGGCAGAGACGAGAGAUCUCCAACUUUGAGUACCUAAUGUUCCUCAAUACCAUCUCUGGCCGUACAUUUAACGACCUGAACCAGUAUCCUGUGUUCCCCUGGGUAAUCACCAACUACGACAGUGAAGAACUUGACCUGACCCUGCCCAGCAACUACAGAGAUCUGUCCAAGCCUAUUGGUGCGCUCAACCCAAAGAGGGCUGCCUUCUUCUCAGAACGCUUUGAAUCGUGGGAGGAUGACCAGGUGCCCAAAUUCCACUACGGCACACACUAUUCCACUUCCAGCUUUACUCAGAUGUGGCUUCUUAGGAUUGAGCCUUUCACAACAUUCUUCCUGAAUUUCCAAGGUGGGAAAUUUGACCACGCGGAUCGCACGUUCUCUUCUGUGUCCAGAGCUUGGAGAAACUGCCAGAGGGACACGUCUGACGUAAAGGAGUUGAUCCCUGAGUUCUAUUACCUUCCAGAGAUGUUUGUCAACUCCAAUAAUUACAACCUGGGAGUGAUGGAUGAUGGGACGGUGGUGUCCGAUGUGGAGCUUCCACCCUGGGCCAAGAGUCCUGAGGAGUUCGUACGCAUCAACCGACUUGCCCUGGAGAGCGAGUUUGUGUCCUGUCAGCUGCACCAGUGGAUUGAUCUGAUAUUCGGAUACAAGCAGCAGGGUCCUGAGGCCAUCAGAGCUCUCAAUGUCUUCUUCUACCUGACUUAUGAAGGAGCAGUCAACCUCAGCUCCAUAUCUGAUCCCCUGCUCAGAGAGGCGGUGGAGUCUCAAAUCAGAAGUUUUGGGCAGACGCCCUGCCAGCUGCUAAUUGAACCCCACCCCCCUCGCAGCUCUGCCAUGCAGGUGACCCCACUGAUGUUUACAGAGCAGAUGCAGCAGGACGUCAUCAUGGUCCUGAAGUUCCCGUCCAACUCGCCUGUCACCCACGUGGCUGCCAACACGCAGCCAGGCCUCACCAACCCGUCCAUCAUCACCGUCACAGCCAACCGCCUCUUCGCCGUCAACAAGUGGCACGGACUUACUGGUCAUCAAGGCUCCUCUGUGCAAGACCAGCAGUACCAGUUGCCAGUGGAGAUUGACCCUUUAAUAGCCAGUAAUGUGGGCACUCACAGGAGGCAGAUCACAGAUCUGUUAGAUCAGAGUAUCCAGGUAAACGCUCAAUGUUUUGUCAUCACGGCUGACAACCGAUUCAUCGUGCUCUGUGGCUUCUGGGACAACAGCUUCCGCAUCUACUCCACAGAUACAGGUAAACUGACACAAAUUGUGUUCGGGCAUCUUGAUGUGGUGACGUGUCUGGCCCGCUCUGAGUCGUACAUUGGCGGAGACUGUUACAUUCUCUCCGGCUCCAGAGAUGCCACACUUUUACUCUGGUACUGGAACGGGAAGCACAGCAGCAUCGGAGAGAAUCCUGGGACAGAGUUUGUGACUCCCCGGGCGAUCUUGACGGGUCAUGACUGUGAGGUGACAUGUGCCAGUGUGUGUGCAGAGUUGGGACUGAUCAUCAGCGGAUGCAGAGAGGGUCCGUGUCUGAUCCACUCAAUGAACGGUGACCUGCUGAGGACUUUGGAGGGUCCACAUGGCAACAUGCGGCCACGUUUGGUUCUGUCCUCCACCGAGGGACAUUGUGUCAUUUAUUAUGACAAGGGCCACUUUUGCAUUUUCAGCAUCAAUGGAAAACUCCUGGGACACAUGGAGGUGGAGGAUAACAUCAAGGCGAUGUUGCUGAGUAAAGAUGGACAGUAUCUGCUCUCUGGAGGAGAUGGAGGAGUUCUUUCCGUGUGGCAGAUUCAUGAUCUCAAACAGCUAUUCACUUACCCAGGAUGUGAUGCUGGAAUCCGCUCCAUGGCCAUGUCACAUGACCAAAGAUGCAUCGUCACUGGUAUGGCGUCCGGUAGCAUUGUUCUCUUCUACAAUGACUUCAACAGAUGGCACCAUGAAUAUCAAACUAGAUACUGACCCAAUGACAACAGAGGGAACACAGCAGCCGUGGCAAUGGCACAGGCAGACCCACUCUGCCACAUUUCAAAAAGGCACUAAUACCAAUAGUCAUGAAUGUAUUCUACAUAUUUAAAGAAGCAAACUAUUUUUUAAAGAUGGUUCAUUGAUAUAUUUUGUAGAUCUUUGGAAUUUCAUAUUAAAUAAAUCCUUGGGGGAGAGGUAAUGUAACUAAUAUUUGACAGAAAGAAAAAAAAUCUAUUUUUAGCUGGAAAAGUCUAUUUUCAUCUCGACUCCAGUGAAAAAGAUGGUUCUGAGUGGUCAAUAGCUAAAUGAUUUACAUCUAGUGUCCCUUGAAUUGAAUAGAUUUCUUGUGUACUUUUUGGGUGGGUGAUUGAUUUUAUUUUAUUGUUUUCAGUUGCUGUGAUUGUUUUGACAGGAUGCCUCUAAACAUGAUGUUUUGUAGUUUUAAUGGCUCCUUGAAACAGUUCUCUAAGCUAACAGAAAGCUGCCUCUAUUUUUGGAGAAAUAAGCCACUCUGCUACUGUAAGUAGAACUGUCCUGAGUGUCCUCUUCAUUCAAUUAUAUUCAUAGAAUUAGCUUUUUGAAGACAUACCAAGGCAUCUGCUUCAGAUACUCACUUUAUUAAUAGAAAUAUGUCUUCACCUUUUUCUAAUGAAGUUUUUUCGGUGUUUGUUAAAUGUGAAUCUACAUUUGAAUGAGAGUCAUUUAGAGUUGAUGGUAAUUAACCUCUUGGUUGGAAAAAAGUUAUUCGGGGUGUCUUUUUUAUCUUUUCUGUUUGUUUUUUUGUGAGCACCAUAUCUAUCAAGCAUUCAGGCAUCACAUGGAGGAAAUGCUAGUGAAAAGAGACAGGAGAAAAUAUUAAUUCAACAUCCAUUUGGAAGUGUCAUCAAACAGCGUUUUGAAUUUUCACCAAAUGUGCUUUUACCCUAAAUGUAGAGAUGAACGAGGGCCAAGCCUGAUGUACGUUAUAAUGGAGAUCUGUUAGGCUGAGAUCAAAGCUGAAACUCGCCUUUAAAGAAUACCACUGUAUUAGAUCUUCAGCACAACCAGCUCAAAGUAUAAUCCCAGAGAUUACACUCAGGGCAAGCAGGUGUCUGUGAAAUGACAAAAAAACAUUUCUUCCUUGGGUUGAGUCAACCUCGGUGUGACUCUUGACAAUGACUAAUGCAGUCUCUUUCUUUCUUUCUUUCUUUCAUAGUUAAUGCUAUCAUUAUUGUUAUAUCAUGUAAUUAAUGAGCUCUAUGGCAACAGUUUGAAAUGAGCAUCUUAUGACAUGUGUGAUGAACUCAAUAAAAUGGCAUUUUGUACCAAGAAAUUAGUUGCAAACAAUUUAUAUUAU